Messenger RNA from Brassica napus (rape), 1924 nucleotides. RefSeq names its product acyl-protein thioesterase 2-like. Bases 538 to 1326 code for a protein of 262 amino acids. Gene Ontology annotation, molecular function: hydrolase activity. NCBI's taxonomy places the organism in Eukaryota, Viridiplantae, Streptophyta, Magnoliopsida, Brassicales, Brassicaceae. The record is from RefSeq and is a predicted model, not a curated record. The transcript has 7 exons.
AUCCUUACUGAAAAUUCUAGACAAUGAACAAAAUUAUUCCACGUAAAUAUAAAGUUGAAUCUAUAUGAUGUUUUGUUUUAAUAAGAAAAAUAGAUUAAUAGGUUAGUUAUUUUUAUUGUUAUGAUAAAUUGUAUAUGUCAAUUCUAAUAGGACCAUUAAAACAACUUAAAAUGACAAGUUGACAACUUUUUAUAGUAUAUAAAAAUAAGACUCUAAGUUAAUAUUAGAUUUCCUCCUGAAACCAAUAUUCAAUACCAGAUUUUUUUCAUGCAUCCAUCUUUUAAGACAAAUAUAAUUUUCUCCUAACACUCCUUUGGUUAUAAAUACGCAAAAUAUUACCUUACAUUCUCCAUCUGUAACGCAAUCUAAAAGCUUCUCGGAAACGAAAAAGACCCUUGAAAUAUAAGCAGUUAUCUUGAGAACAUGGCUCUUGGUAUGUUUUUUUAUUGUUUAUUGCUUAUACUUCUGCUGUAGUUACGAUAAAAGUUGCUGAAGCAUUUUCUAGGAUAUAUAUUCAAGUUUGUAACUGACUAUAUAAUGAAUUUGUGUCUUGUGAAAAUAUUCACAGAUGGUAAUGGGAUUGCAUAUGGAGUCACUAGGCUUGUUCGUCCUAGAGGAACCCACAAAGCCACUAUAGUUUGGUUGCACGACAUCGGGGAAAAUGGCGACGACUCAGCUCGGUUUGUCAGAGAGUUGAAUCUUCCAAAUAUUAAAUGGAUUUGUCCUACUGCUCCUAGACGUCCCGUUUCUCGCUUGGGUGGAGCGGUAACCACUGCUUGGUGCGACGUCACACAAGUUUCUGAAAACAUGGAAGAUGAUUUGGCUUCUAUCAAUACUACAUGUGUGUUAGUGACUAACCUUUUGGGUGGUGAACCUGCUCAUGUCAUGAAAGGAGUAGGAGGUAUCGGCCUGGGUGCAGCGCAAGGUCUCUACUUUGCGAGUGGUUAUGUGGCUGGAGGUAUGGGUGAUAUGGGCCUAAACGCUGUUGUAGGGAUCAACGGCUGGCUACCUGCCUGGACAAACUUCCUGUACCAUAUUGAUUCCCUCACUGUGUCUGGAACUCUUGCUGCAUCGUUACCAAUCUUACUUACAAAUGAAAAUUCUACGGUUCCCUUCCAAUUUGGAUGGCUAAGUGAACAAUCCCUUAGUAGGGCUGGAAUUCCAGUCACGUUCAGACCAAACGAUGGGUCUAAAACUUCACUUUGUUUUGGCUUUAGUUUCCAUUUGACCUUAUUUUCUGAAACUGAUUUUGGGGUUAUGCCAAAUAUAUGCAGGAGGGAUCCUACAGCUAUUGGAAAUUGGCUCAAAACAUACCUCCAGCUCUAGGACUAACGCUAGAAUUCUCGUAAAGGAAGAAACUGGGGAGGAAACACUGCACAAAAUUUUAGCAAAAAAAAAAACAUUAUCGUACAUUAUAAAAUAUUUUAAAAUACUAUUUCUUUCUUUGGCCUUUGCUAUUCGUAAUCAUUAGUGGAUAUAUUCUACGCUAUAAUAUUUUACAAUAAUAGAAAUUUGUUUAUCCCUUUUAUGUAAUUACUAGGUGAUUUUUCCGUGUUCAUGCACGAAUAUAAAUAUUUAUAAAAUAAAUAUACUAUAAUAAUUGAUUGUUAUUUAUUUUUAAUGUUAAAUUCAUUUAUAAUUUGUAUGCACAAUUUAUAUUAAAAAUAUUAUAUUACUUUAAUUAUACACUAGGUGAUUUUUCCGUGCUCAUGCACGGAUACAAACAUUUACGCAAUGAUUGAAUUAAAAAAUUGAUAAAAGAAAAAUUCUUUGUUUAUAACUUUUAAGUUAAUUUUUAAUCUCUAUAAUAUUAUUUGAAAAGUCAGUUUGUUAUGUAUUAUUAUGUUCUCAUCUUAAUUGGAUAUUUGGAUAUAUGAUUUUACAUAUAAUAUUUUGUAUAGCUUCAAAUAUUUAUUUUGGUUUA